Messenger RNA from Amoebophrya sp. A25, 447 nucleotides. Lineage: Eukaryota; Dinophyceae; Syndiniales; Amoebophryaceae. The record is from the annotation of a GenBank genome assembly.
AGUGUACGUCUAACAAGCUUGUUCAGUGACAUCUUCAACUUCAUCUACUAUAAUUUUUGUAUCUAGUACUUAUACAUACUUUCUCAUCUCUGUAUUCAUGGGCACGAUGAAAAUCUAACUUAACCCCUCUUGUCAUCAAAUUGAAUUUGAAGUUCAUUAAAUUGGCACUCCGGUCACCGACACUAAGAAGGAUCAGUGCUCUCAAUUCAGUGGCAGGAACGCGACACGGUCAACGACCGCAAAAUCGUCGCCGUGUCAUGAGAGCGAGCACUUUUCCACUUGUGGCGAUAACCUCUACUUUUUUCCUAAAUGAUUGAGCACAUUUUAUGCACUUACUGGCGUCAGCUUUUUUCGUUUCAAUCAUUACUUUUUUACACGUCUACGCUUUGCGUUUUUUGUAAGCUCAUCAAUAGACGGACUCCUUUCCCCCGCAGAAUGGAGAGCAUC